This is a messenger RNA of Tachyglossus aculeatus (Australian echidna), 3688 nucleotides long. It is a transcript of the gene TNK1, whose product is annotated as tyrosine kinase non receptor 1. The transcript has 15 exons. Lineage: Eukaryota; Metazoa; Chordata; Mammalia; Monotremata; Tachyglossidae. Gene Ontology annotation, biological process: protein phosphorylation. The record is from RefSeq and is a predicted model, not a curated record. Gene Ontology annotation, molecular function: protein tyrosine kinase activity; protein binding; ATP binding. The coding region runs from base 50 to 2248 and encodes 732 amino acids.
AAUACACGCAGGAAGUUCUGUGUCCUCCCAUCUGCCAGCACAAAGGCUUAUGGGGUGCAAUGAUAUCCAUUUUGUCCGUCUCCGGCGCCUCCGUUUUUCUCGGCUUCGUCAGCUGCUUCGUGGACCCAGUGGUCCCACACAGCAGGAGUGCAAGAGAUCCCUUCGGAGGACUGAGCGAUCGUGGCCCAAGGUGAGUUUCCCGGACGCCUCGGGGGUCCCGGCCCCCGCCAUGCUCCAUGAGGCGGGCAGCCCCUGGCUGCUGGAGUUUCUGCGGACCCUCCAGCUGGACCAGUUCUACGUCCCUAUCCGCGACCAGCUCAACGUCACGCGGGCCGAGCACUUCGACUUCGUACAGCCCAGCGACCUCGAUGGCAUCGGCAUGGGCAAGCCCGCCCAGCGCCGACUGGCUGAGGCCGUGAAGAGACAACGCCCGGGGCUGAAACCCAAGAACUGGGUCUAUAAGAUCCUGGGGGCCCGGGGGUCUGAGCCGAAGGAGGGCGAAGGCUCCUCGCCGGAAGGCGGCCUCAGGCCCCCGUCCUCGGAGCCGGAUGGAGCCCUCAAGUGUUUGAUUCCCGAGCAGAACGUGCGGCUCGGGGAGCAGCUGGGAGCCGGCUGCUUUGGGGUCGUUCAUCGAGCCAUCUGGACCCUCCCCGGGGGGAAGACCGUGCCGGUGGCCGUGAAGUCUCUGAGGAGCGGGGCGACGGUGGCGGCCGCGGGCGCUGGAGGCCCCGCCCUGGGUGACUUCCUGCAGGAGGUGACCGUAAUGCUGGGCCUGAACCAUCCACACCUGCUGCAGCUCUACGGGGUCGUGCUAGGGACCCAGCUACACAUGGUGAUGGAGUUAGCCCCCCUGGGAUCCCUGGAGUCCUGCCUGGCGGCGUCGCCCCCGAUGCCCCUGCCGCUUCUCUGCCUCUUCCUGCGCCAGCUGGUGGACGCCAUGAGCUACCUGGAGGGCCGAGGGUUGGUUCACCGGGACCUGGCCACCCGGAACCUUCUCCUGGCGGCCCCCGACGUGCUCAAGGUGGCCGACUUCGGGCUGGUGCGACACCUCGGCGGGCCCGGGGGCCGCUACAUCAUGGGGGGGCCCCGGCCGAUCCCCUACGCCUGGUGUGCCCCCGAGAGCCUGCGGCUCGGCGCGUUCUCGUCGGCGUCGGACGUGUGGAUGUUCGGGGUGACCCUGUGGGAGAUGUUCUCCGGUGGCCGGGAGCCGUGGGCCGGGCUGAGCGCCCACCAGAUCCUGCAGCGGCUGGAGCGGGACCGGCUCAGGCUGGAGCGGCCUCAGCUCUGCCCUCGGGGGCUCUACGGCCUCGCCCGCUGCUGCUGGGCCUCCGUGCCCGCCGACAGACCCACCUUCUGCCAGCUGGACGGGCUGCUCCGUGAGGCAUGGCCUCUGGAAGUACGGUGUGUGCGGGAACUGAACGAGCCAGGGGCUCUGAGGAUGGAACCGGGAGACCUGAUCACUGUCAUCGAUGGCAGCCCCGACCUCCCCAUCUGGAGGGGCCAGAACGGCCGGACGCUGAAGUCGGGACCCUUCCCCGCGACGGCCGUGAGCCCGGUCCAGGCGGGAGCCCCCGGCCCGGCGGCCCCCCGGAUCAGCCUGCCCAUCCGCGGGACCUUCCAGCACACGGCCCACGGCGACCACAGGCUUCUGGAGCGGAGCUGGGCCGGCCACGAAAGGAUGGAGGACAGGGGCAGAGCGCGGCUGCGGGAAGCAGCAGCGGGCCGGGCCGGCGGGAUGCCGCUCCGCCAGAUGAAAGGUCUCUCCAAGAGCCUGGAAUCCAUCCCCUCCUCGGACCCCGUGCCGCCUCGCGCCCGGCGAUGCCCCCCGGAUGCCUGCCGCAUGAGCGCCGUACCCCUGGAGGGCCUGGCCUCCUCCCUCUCCCAGUCCCCCCAGGAGAGGGUCCGCCCCAAGCGGGACCCCGGCCCGUCCGACCGGCCCCCUGACCCCUGGACGCCCCCGGGGGGCAGCCGGGCACCGGUGGCCGUCCCUAAUGCCAGCCCCCGCCCUGACCCGGAGCUGCUGAGGAAGAUUAAGGAGGUAGAAACGAGCGUCCACGGCGUCACCCGGCAGGAGUGCCAGGAGGCCCUGAGAGCCGCGGGUGGGGCAGUGCCCGCCGCCAUCCAGAAUCUCAAGGUCGAGCAGCUGUUCCACCUUAGCAAUCACUCUCGCGACUACUGUCGCCGCCUCCUCGAGCGCAAGCAGUGGGACCUGUCGGCCGCCAGCCGCUACAUCCUGGCUCACCCUUGACCUUCCCCGCGCCCGCCGCUCCCCGGGAGCCGGACGGGGGGGCGGGGGUGCUGUUACUUCGCCCUCCGGCACGGCCCCCCCAUCCCGGGAGGACCCGUCCUGCCAACCACGGGCUCGUCACAACGGACCAAGGGAAGAGGGCUACGCUGAAGCAGCAGCGCGGUCUCACAGAAAGAGCCCCGGCCUGGGAGACAGAGGACUUGGGUUCUCAUCCCGGCUCCGCCAGUUACCUGCUGAGCUACCUCGGGCAAGUCGCUUCGCCUCUCUGAGCCUCGGUUCCCGUACGUGCAAAACGGGGACUCGAGACCUAUGCUCCUUCCUACUUAGAUUUGAAGCCUCAUGUGAGGUCUGACCAUCUUCUAUCUACUCCAGCGCUCAGUAGAGUGCUCAGCGCCGUUGCUAUCAGGCCACCUCCUAGCAGAAAGCCUGGAUGGAUCGGGGCGGUGGUCCUGAGGGCCUGUUCAGUGAGGAAGGGAGGAUGGAUGGGAAGUCACUCCUGCUUCCCUCCUCUCCAGGAAUCGUGGAAAGAGGCGGGGUACGGCAUCUCCCAAAUGCCCCCACUCCCUGCUCAUUGCCUUACGGGACUGAGCCUGGGGACUGACGCUGCCACGACGGGCGUCGAGGGAGACCUUACUGGAUUUUAAGGGAGUUCAUUUUGCUCUCUGGAGGCAGCCAUCUAGGAUGAGGAGAGUGGCCGUGUCGGACCACGCCGUGGAGGCCGCCUUCUUGGACGGUGAGAGCGGCCUUGUCGGACCACCUUCUGGAAACUCCCGUCUUGAAUCCAAGCUGGGUACGGGAGAGCAACAGAGUGAAUCUCUGGUUACGCGAAGGCCCGCCACCUUAAACUGCACCAGCCGUCCUCCUGGACUAGGGAGAGAACCGCCUGGACCGCUAACACGGCCUCCUCCACUUUCCCGACCGGCUCGGGGUGGCCAUCCCCUCCCCUCAAUGCACGGCACUUCCGACAUCCAAAAAGUUAAAAUGUUUAUACGCAAUACAAAGGUACAUUCCCCCUCCGUCGGCCUUUGGCACGGCGGGGCACGGCUGAGGGGGACGGUUAAAUAAGGCACACAGGAAGCUGCAGUGAGCACCAAUAAAGAAGAGUUGGGGGGCUUUUGAAGGUAGGGUGACCCCGGAUGCGGGCAUCUGAUAAGUCCCUGAAUGCUGAAGGCACUUUCCUCCGUGGGUGGUGACGAGCCGAGUGGACUCGCUGACCCCUCUGGUUACAGAAGAGGAGAAGGAAAUGGGUGACAGGGACUGAGAGCGGGUGAAAGGCUCAGAGGGUACGGAGGAAGGAGGGGAGACAGAGUAGGCGGAGGGAGAAAGAGGAGGCAGGAGUCUCCUCUACCACCUCAGAUACCAGGGCAGUGGGGGGUGAGCCCACUGUUGGGUAGGGACUGUCUCUAUAUGUCGCCAACUUGUACUUCCCGAGCGCUUAGU